AUGAAUUCGGUUAAAUUAAUUAAAACUGCCAACCAAGUUAACAGUCAAGUACAAAGCAUGUUAAAACAUUUUGAAAAUUACCAUUUUGUGACAAGGAGUAAUGAAGGGAUUUUAAAACUGAAUUUCAAUGCAGAAAACCUGAAACAAAUUAUUAAAAAUGAGUGGCUAGUAUCGAAUAGUAUUUUUUGUGAUCAACCAGCAUUUACAUUUCCUUGUUUGAAUUCGAUUUCAUUAUUUAAAAGUGCAUUCAGCAAUGUAAAAAGCAUGGUUUCAGCUGUACCAUUUAGCCUUAUUGAAUUAAAUACAAAUCACCUUAAUAAUAAAAGCAAAAUUCGAUUGCCAGCAAAUGAUGUUGAAUUAGUUAAAAAUCAGUUUGAAAAUGGUGAUAGCACAAUAUUAAAAAAUCAUACUAUAUAUAAAGCCGCAUUCAUAUUCCUAUGUGAUGCCUAUGAAAAAUUAAAUGAAAAUACUGAUAGGGAAAUGUUAAGAUUUUCCAAAGCAUUAGCACCUUAUAAAGUUUCUUUCGCUGGAAAUUGGAUAACAUCUGAUAAUGUACAAAAUUUAAGAGAGCUCACAUUGCUUUUAGCUAAAAAAAUUAAACAAUUAGGAAUACCUGUACUAUUACUACCUGAUAUCGGACAAAUCACAAUUGAAAAACAUCUAAUAAGAAAUGAUGCAUUAGGUAUUCCAUAUACUAUUAUAUUAAAUAAUUCAACACUUAAAGAUGGUAUCAUUACUCUUCGAAGUCGUGAUACAACUUUAGAAGUAAGUCAUUACCCCAUUAUUAGUAAAUUUCAAAAAUAUUAUUAUUAUUUUAACCUUUAA
This is a messenger RNA of Pediculus humanus corporis (human body louse), 825 nucleotides long. RefSeq names its product glycyl-tRNA synthetase, putative. Gene Ontology annotation, biological process: mitochondrial DNA replication. NCBI's taxonomy places the organism in Eukaryota, Metazoa, Arthropoda, Insecta, Psocodea, Pediculidae. Gene Ontology annotation, cellular component: cytoplasm; mitochondrion. The transcript has 2 exons. The coding region runs from base 1 to 825 and encodes 274 amino acids. The record is from RefSeq and is a predicted model, not a curated record.